Arvicanthis niloticus (Nile rat) is the source of this 3347-nucleotide messenger RNA. It is a transcript of the gene Tmem184b, whose product is annotated as transmembrane protein 184B. Lineage: Eukaryota; Metazoa; Chordata; Mammalia; Rodentia; Muridae. The record is from RefSeq and is a predicted model, not a curated record.
CGGCGGGGCUCGGGACGCGCCAGCGGCGGCGGAGAUACCUGGCUGCAGCGCCGCCUGCUCCGCCCGCAGGGUCCAGCGCCAUGGGCUCCUGAGGCCAGCCCGCCACUCACUGCAUGAGAUUCUCUCAGGGAGCCUGCUGCUGCUGCUGGGAACCAUGACAGUGAGGGGGGCUGCGCUGGCCCCAGACCCAGCGUCACCCUCAACCACAGCAGCUUCACCUAGUGUCUCUGCCACCCCCGAGGGCAGUCCCACAGCCAUGGAGCACCCUGUGUUUCUGAUGACCACUGCCGCCCAGGCCAUCUCCGGCUUCUUUGUGUGGACAGCUCUACUCAUCACCUGCCACCAGAUCUACAUGCAUCUGCGCUGCUACAGCCGCCCCAACGAGCAACGUCACAUCGUGCGCAUCCUCUUCAUCGUGCCCAUCUAUGCCUUCGACUCCUGGCUCAGCCUCCUCUUCUUCACCAACGACCAGUACUAUGUGUACUUCGGCACCGUCCGUGACUGCUAUGAGGCCUUUGUCAUCUACAACUUCCUGAGCCUGUGCUAUGAGUACCUUGGGGGAGAGAGUGCCAUCAUGUCUGAGAUCAGAGGGAAGGCCAUUGAGUCCAGCUGCAUGUAUGGCACGUGCUGCCUCUGGGGAAAGACCUAUUCCAUCGGCUUCCUGCGGUUCUGUAAACAGGCCACCCUACAAUUCUGUGUGGUGAAGCCACUCAUGGCCGUCAGCACGGUUAUACUCCAGGCCUUUGGCAAGUACCGGGACGGGGACUUUGAUGUCACCAGUGGGUACCUCUACGUGACCAUCAUCUACAACAUCUCCGUCAGCCUGGCUCUUUACGCUCUCUUCCUCUUCUACUUCGCCACACGGGAGCUGCUCAGCCCCUACAGCCCCGUCCUCAAGUUCUUCAUGGUCAAGUCCGUCAUCUUCCUCUCCUUCUGGCAAGGCAUGCUACUGGCCAUCUUAGAGAAGUGCGGGGCCAUCCCCAAAAUCAACUCAGCCCGUGUGUCGGUGGGUGAGGGCACUGUGGCUGCCGGCUACCAGGACUUCAUCAUCUGUGUUGAGAUGUUCUUUGCGGCCUUGGCCCUGCGGCAUGCCUUCACCUACAAGGUCUACGCUGACAAGAGACUGGAUGCUCAAGUGCUGACAUACGGCCCAUACGGCCGCUGUGCCCCCAUGAAGAGUAUCUCCAGCAGCCUCAAGGAGACCAUGAACCCGCAUGACAUCGUGCAGGAUGCCAUCCACAACUUCUCCCCUGCCUACCAGCAGUACACGCAGCAGUCCACUCUGGAGCCCGGGCCCACCUGGCGUGGUGGCACACACAGCCUUUCCCGGUCCCACAGCCUUAGUGGUGCACGUGACAAUGAGAAGACUCUGUUACUCAGCUCUGAUGACGAGUUCUAAGUGUGAGCCCUGGUGGGGAAGGAGAGGCGCCUCCUCCAGCCCCCAACCAGACUGGGGAGUGGCCAGCACAGCGUGGCUGCUGCCAUUUUAUUUAUUGGACCAGAAACUCGCACAUCACUUCCCGAGGAACAGGCCUCAGGAAUAUCUCUACCUGGCCGACCCGCACUAUCUGGGGCGGGGCAGAGGACAGCGCUGUAGCUGUCACAUCUCUGCGACCCAUCCUGUACGUGUGUUGGCCAGAAGCUGCAUCCUAAGCCCCCUCCCCAACAGGAUAUCUGCCGAGCUGUCAGGCCCAGCCCACCCUACACCGUGCAAUACCCAGACCCAACCUGGUCUUUCCCCACCUGCCCGCUUCUCCCUGUUCACGCUUGUCCGGUGUGAGUCUUGUCACAUUCUGGGCAGGUAGAGAUGUGAAUGCUCUGUGGACCCUCCCCCUCUCCCAACCUAGGCCUGUCUGGCUGCAAGGAUCAGAGCCAGACCCCAGAAGCCUCAGGCCUGCCUAGGAAGGAUGCCUUGUGCCUGUGGGCCCUUUGGUGACAUGUGGGGCUCUGGAUCCUUGGGUGUCCUCACCAUGGCCACUCUGCCUGCUGAGGACAGCCAGCAGCCCACACUGCCCUCUCACUUGGGUCCAGUUCUUGAUAGUUUGGGGCAGAGCCCCCACCCCACCCCCCAUACUUCCUGACUGUGCCAGGGCUUGGGUUCCCCACCACCUCCUCAGUGGAGCAGUCAAGACUCCUGCUAGGUCCUGGUCUCCCUGGGGUUUAUCCCUCCUGGGUCACAGGAAAAGUCUGAGUCUCCACAAUGCAGAUCAUUUCCAGAGGGAGGCUAGAGGGAUGGUUAUGCAGUGGGGCCAAGGUAGAGGUGGUCUCAGACCCUCCUGGGUCCCCUGACCAUACAGGGCCUGGUGUUCUGCUUCAUCUGGCCCCUGGCCCAUCUCUUCUGUGCCUUAGUCACAUAUGAAAGCCUCUCCCCAGUUCCUGUCUGCUCCAGGCACUCCUUGCUGAGCUGCUGGCACUCAGGGUUCUGCAGUGCUGGGUCGGGCACCCUUGUCUGGGACCACCCACUCUCCCUGGCUCCCUCUACGGGCACAUCCCAGAGCUGCCUCCCAGGGCUGGGACCUCAGAGGUAGGGUGGCAGGGGGCCUGGUGAGCAGAAUUCAAGCAGCACUUGGGUUUGAUCUAGUGGGCAGAGUGGUGAUGAGCAAUACCUUAUAGCCUUCACUGGAUGCUCUCCCCUUGGCCAUCUCUGGAACAAACAGGUUCCUUCCCUGGGGUCCAUGGGGAGGGACCUCAUGGGGCUGUUGCAUCCUAGCAACCUUCUUAGCCUCCUCCUUCCUCAUGGCCCAGAGGCUAGCUCUUGGCCACACCAGACGGCCUGGCCAGCUGGUUCCAAGCUGCCCAGGAUGGCAGCAGACAGGUGGGACCUUCUUGGGGCAUGGCCUUGGUUCCCUCCUGGGAUUGCUUCCACCAGUGUGUUUCUUGAGACUUCUUAUCUUCCAGGCCAAAGUAUGUUGCUGGUUCCUGUCCCCACUGGUCCCCACCCACCCUGGCACGUGCCUGCUGACAUGAUGGGUGAGGCUGUGGGGGAGCACAGUGGCAGGAAGCUAGUGGUCCUUGGGAACAGGGGACAGGAAUCUGUACCCAACUGCCCCAUUCUUUCUUCCCAUUCUUUCUUCCUAGGAUGCAUAAAUUAUCUUGUGUCUCAUUUAUUUUUUAAUUUUUUUUCAGAUAGAGUAGCUCUUUGUACAUAAAAAAAAAAUACUUGAAAAUUGUAUGAUGUAUGAGAAGACAGAGCCCCCUAGUUUUGUAUUUUGUCGUGUGACUGCCGUGCGUUCCACCAGAAAGCCGCUCUAUUUUGGUCUCUGUGAUAUUUUAAAUGCGUGACAGAAGCAAGCAAAUAAAGUCAGGAAGAAAUAUAUAUGAGAUAAUAUAGAUUGUAUUGAAAUCUC